Molecule: messenger RNA, 552 nt
Organism: Caenorhabditis bovis
Lineage: Eukaryota; Metazoa; Nematoda; Chromadorea; Rhabditida; Rhabditidae
Source: the annotation of a GenBank genome assembly
AUGAUUCAUCCGCCGCGUUUUCUAUUUCCGAUCGCUUCCCGCCUUUAUUUGGUGUUCUCGCCAAGAAAUGAGUACUGUAGCGGUGUGACGUCCACGUGGCAUUCGGCGACAUAUCCUAUCGAGUGCAACACCAAAAACAACAACAAUAAUAUUAAAAAGAACAACAAUGAAAAAAGAAAAGAUGAAAGAGAAGAUGAUAAGAUGGCGGGAUGUGUUGGCGAGGAGAAUGAGAAGAAGAAGAAUAAGAAGAAGCAACUCCUCGUCGGUUUUCCACCUCCACGGGAGCUUGAGCAGCUGUCGGCAAGCGGUGGCAUCAUUCACACCGGUGUCGCGAUGCCGACGAAACUCGACAUCGUCGGCAAUCUCACCGCAACCGCGAGUUUCGACGAUGAAGAGCCCGGCGACGUCACCGUGUGCUUCGUUCUACCGUCGCCGUCGAGCUUUACCAAAUUGACGAUUCUCGACAGUGACGUCGACGAAUCGGGCGUAAACGUGCCAGAAGCUUGCUCACAACAUGUGCAACGUCAACGAAUUGUCGCAAAAGUGCCUUAA